AUGUGUACAACAGACUUUUCUAAAGAAUGUCAAUCAUCAACAUUUUUAUCGAUUGUUACAAGUAAAAUGGGUGCAGGUUGUUGCUGUUGUUCUAAGAAAAAUCAACGUAUAUCAUCUGAAUAUCGUUCAAUACCUCAAUAUACUCCAAUUGGCAUAAAAACAAAUGAUCCUCUAAUACUCAUUGAUGGUUAUCUUGAUGAACCAAUUCUGUCUCUCGAAGAAGCUCUUGAACCGUUCUAUGGUGAAAUUAAUCAUUUAUCUUAUUAUAUUAAAGAAGCUAAAACGCAAUGUCACUAUCCAUCAGAACAUAAUCUUACUCUUGAUGAAUCAGCUGCUAUCUAUAUCUAUACAAUGCAAUGGAAUGAUAGUUGUCUUUAUGAUCAUUUACAAACAGCAUUAAAUUCUAAUGAUCGAUCAACAAUCGAACCAUGGUUCGCAUAUCUCAAAUUAUUUAAAAAUGCACUCGAUAAAUUACCUACUGUAAAGGCGGAAGUUUGGCAAGGAGAACCAUUCGACGAAGAACUUAAAGAACAACUUAAUUCAAAGUCAUUACCAUUUUAUACUUCUCUGUGCUCAUGUUCACCGUCGAUCAAUGAAAUUAAAAAAUAUGGACAACAAACUAUGGGUAAAAAAAUAAUUCUUGUUGGUUACCAAUCUGUAAAUGGAAAAUUGGUGACUGAUUAUACAGCUAAUGACUUAGACGAAGCGAUAGUUUGGUCAGGCAUAAAGCUGGGAGUAUCAAAAUAUAUUGUGACUGAUGCUUAUCAUUUAUGGGUUCUAAAUCCAGUAAGACAAAUCGAUCAUUCUCCUGGAUCGAUGAAGAAUGCCAAUAUUGCAUCUCAAAAACAUUUCAAGUGUCCAUACAAAAGUUGUGACAAUCGUUGUCCUGGUAAUCAUAAGACUGAUUACUGUCGUGGUUUUGUUGCUCCUAUGCAUAGCUGUCAGCAUCAUUGUAUAUCUGAUCAGUGCUGUGACGAGUGUGGUCAACUGUAUUCUCACCUAUAUAAAUGUAAUAGAUGUGAUGGUCGUUAUUGUGUUGAAUGUUGUUUUAAAUAA
Molecule: messenger RNA, 1056 nt
Organism: Rotaria sordida
Lineage: Eukaryota; Metazoa; Rotifera; Eurotatoria; Philodinida; Philodinidae
Source: the annotation of a GenBank genome assembly